AGUAAAUUUGCCAGAUAACUUCCUAUAUUUAGCUUCCUCCCUCCUUGACCUUAGCCUCCAAGCUUUUAAUUUUAGAUUUACUCUCCUUAAUUUCUAGAUAUAUAAAAACCCAGUUAAAAAUCCAGAAACCUUCAAUAUUUUUCUCGCAGAGCCCAUCCCUUCAGUUUCAGAACACGUUAUUUCAGAACUCUCACCACAGAGUGCAGUGGUUUUUCUUAACAUUGUCAGCUUGCAACAUGCCAACACUCGGGAAGACCUCUCCAUUUCUACUCUUAUUGCUCCUAGCAACACUCUUCCAUCUCUCACAUGGCGAUGUGGGCACCUGUUCCCACUACAGACCCCCAUAUUUACCCACUGCCUGUUAUGGGAAUUCAUCAUCACAUUUCCCAUCAAGCAAUCUGUUUGCCGCGGCCGGCGAGGGAAUAUGGGACAAUGGCGCCGCCUGUGGAAGACAGUACCUGGUGAGAUGCAUCAGUGCAGCUGUCCCGAGAACUUGUCUUCCAGACCAAAUCAUCCAGGUUAGGAUUGUUGAUCGAGCACAAACAUCAAGGUCAAGGCCUUCAUCGAAUGGGGCUACGAUAGUCCUCUCUUCUACCGCUUUUGGCAGCAUCGCAGAUCCUUCGGCAAGAUUGGUUAACGUAGAAUUCCAACAGGUUUGAAGAAGAAGAAGAAGAACAGUUGUUUCUAGAUAACGCGCAAGGGGUUGAGAUUAAGUCAAUGUGAUGAGUUACGUGGGUUAGCAAGCUAGCUAGCUAUUCGUAUUAAGAGCGUGUUUGGUAUUGUGGUUGCUGUUGUGGUUGUGGUUUUAAAAAAGUUGUUUUAUAAAAAGUACUUUUAGUUGAGGUUGGGUUGGAAAAA
Populus trichocarpa (black cottonwood) is the source of this 858-nucleotide messenger RNA. Its product is annotated as EG45-like domain containing protein. The transcript is spliced from 4 exons. Lineage: Eukaryota; Viridiplantae; Streptophyta; Magnoliopsida; Malpighiales; Salicaceae. The record is from RefSeq and is a predicted model, not a curated record. Bases 237 to 659 code for a protein of 140 amino acids.